UAAACCACUCUGGAUAUCUUUUUUAUAUUUAAGCAUUUUUAUUUCAUUUACAUUUCUUGAACUUUGGAAGGAUACUGCUUGAAGCUGCAAGUUUCUUUGAAUCAAAUUAAUACUUGUUCAUAAAAUAAAUUGCUGAGUCUGUUUCCUGGAAAGCAUAUCAUGGAAAACAUUGGAGAAGUUAAUUUGUUCACCCUACUAUAGUCCGACCCCUUAGCCCCUUUCCCCCCCCAGCUUGGCCUGAGAUAGUGGUUCAGGGUGAGGUACAAGAACUUGGAUAAGAAAAGAAAUGAAGCAAUUACUUCACUAGGACAAGGAUUUCCUACCCUAACUGUUUGAAUCAAAUUUUCUGUAUUGGAUCUCAUCUUCCUAUGGAUUCCCAUUUAAAAAUUCAAGUUUUGGAUGGCAACGUAUUAAAGAAUUCCUUGGUACCUUAUCUUCCUUCCCAUGUCUAGACUAUCUUCAUCAAAGGCAUUGUUGGGUAUAUUAGAUCCUUUUAGAUACUUGGUGUUUAGACCUUUCUAUUUUAGUUUAAUCCACUUACAUAAUAAGUUAUUCUAACUAUUCAUUUCUUUGCUUAUAGAGAAAGAUUUUCUUGAAUUUUGUUUUUCUUUUGGUUUGUGAUUCUUGGGAUCGUUGAAUUUUAAAACAUGGUUUUGUAGCUGCUGAUUGGGCUGCUCUGCUUGUGUUAUCUAAGGUGGGAAGCAUUGGAAUGAGACCCUGCCCCCCAAGAUCUGGGGGCAGUCUUUUUCAGGGCCGUUAUGUACGUUCUGUUCCGCUAUUCAAAGUCCCCUGUGGAUUCUGGCUCCUGGUUCUUUUGCCUACUUGCAACAUAGAUAUGCCUUGUGAAUUGAACUUGCCCAAUCAAGACCUCGUGUUUAAGAUCUUAAUUAAUGCUGAUUGGUUGAUUGUAUUACCAACAGUUAGAUGGUGCAGUGGGUAGAGUGCCAGGCCUGAAAUCAGGAAGAAUUGAGUUCAAAUUUGGCCUUAGAUUUGUCACUUAACCCUAUUUGCCUUAGUUUCCUUACCUGUAAAGUACGUUGAGAAGGAAAUGGCCAGCCACUCUAGCUAGUGUCUUGCCAAGAAAAACCUAAAUAGGGAUCAUGAAGUGUUGGACAGGACUGACUACUGAACAACCAACAAAUCUAACUCUAAGCUUUUAAGAGUCCAGGCCCAUUAUUUGCUGUGCGACUUUGGGCAAGUGACUUAUCUGGACCCAUUUGCCACAGGAAAUUGGAGAAAUUUCUUCCGUGAUCCCUCUAGCUGGUGGGUGAAAAACUGUUUUCUGAACCUUCUUAUCAUGUAUGCUUUUUCUUGGUGACCUCAUUAGUUCUAUGCAUUUGAUUAUUAUCUCUGUGCAGAUUAUACUCACAAUUUAUAUAUCUAGCCCUAAAGCCAGUUCUGAACUCAAAUCACACCAUAAAUUUACCUUGUCAAAAACAACUCAUUAUAUUUUCCCCCAAAUCACCAUUCUAUCAAGCUUCCCUAUUUCUGUUAAUAGUAACACCAUUCUUUCCAUCUCCUUCAUCCUAUAUAUCUAGUAAUUUACCAGAAUUUGUGAUUUCUGCCUUUACAUUUGAAUUUGUCUUUUUCUCUGCUCACAGUGUGAAUUUUAAAAAUUCUCAGACCCUACUUCAGAAGAUUUGGUUAAGACCAUUCCCCAUUUUAAACAAUGAAGGGACUUAGUUAGGAAUGUGAGAACUCUAUUCCACCCAUACUUAAGCAUACUUUAGGGGAAGAUAAAGUUGUAAACUCUUUACUGAACAAUUAAAAAGUACUUAACUCCUACUUAUAGUGAAGCAAAAGCCUUAAGCUAAGUCUAUUUUUAGGAAGGUGCUAAGUACCUAUGAAGGUCAGGCAACUUGCAAACUUGUAAGGGGCAAAGAGGUGUGAACUUAAUCAAAAGUUUAGUCUACUCAGGUGUGAAUUACUCAAAAGUUUAGUCUACUCAGGUGUGAAUUAAGAAUGGUCUGUCCUUUGGAAAACCUACUGUGAUUGGUAGAUGUGAGAACUUAGGGGAGGUGACAUAGGAAAAAAUUCUCUUUAAAAGGAGGUCAGAAAAGGCCUCUAAAAGAUGCAGUUUGCCAAAGCUGAAUUGAAGCUCGGACUAGUUGGAGUAGCUGGAUCUCUCUGAACACUAGAAACUUGCUUGGGACAAAUCUUGUGAUGUCCUGGAGACUGUGAGACCUAGAGAAGUUAAACCAUUUGUCUGGGGUUACAAAGGGAACUUUCAGUUGAAUUCUCAUCUCUCAACACUGGCAAAUAUUCACAAGAUUUAUCACACCCUUAAUAAGCUGAAUUUAACAGAAGACGUUGGGCAAGACGAUCACCAGACAGGUGAUAAAAGAAGAAAAUUCAUUUUAAAAAAGCAUCAAGCAGUCCACAAACUGGAAGGAAGAAACAUGCUUACUAAAGUAUUUGCUGCUGUCAUGAAGGGAUGAUGGACACUGAGUCCAAAUGCAAGAGGAAGUCUUCGAUCUUGCAGUUCAUCAGACUGCGUUAGCAAAGUGAUGCCACCAAGGAAAAAGAGAAGACCUGCUACUGGAGAUGAUUUAUCUGCAAAGAAAAGUAGACAUGAUAGCAUGUAUAGAAAAUACGAUUCAGCUAGAAUAAAGACUGAGGAAGAAACAUUUUCAAGUAAGAGAUGCUUAGAGUGGUUCUAUGAGUAUGCAGGUACUGAUGAUGUUGUAGGUCCUGAAGGCAUGGAGAAAUUUUGUGAAGACAUCGGAGUAGAACCAGAAAAUGUCGUCAUGCUUGUACUAGCAUGGAAAUUGGAUGCCCAGAAUAUGGGCUAUUUUACAUUACAAGAGUGGUUAAAAGGAAUGACAUCUCUGCAAUGUGAUUCAACAGAGAAAUUAAGAAAUUCUUUGGAUUACUUGAGAUCAUUAUUAAAUGAGCCUGCAAAUUUCAAACUUAUUUACCGAUAUGCAUUUGACUUUGCACGGGAAAAGGACCAGCGAAGCCUAGACAUCAAUACUGCCAAAUGUAUGUUGGGACUGUUGUUAGGGAAAACCUGGCCCCUUUUCCCAGUAUUCCACCAAUUCCUAGAGCAAUCAAAAUAUAAAGUCAUAAACAAAGAUCAGUGGUGCAAUGUGCUAGAGUUUAGCAGAACAAUUAAUCUUGACCUUAGCAACUAUGAUGAAGAUGGAGCAUGGCCAGUUUUGUUGGAUGAAUUUGUGGAGUGGUAUAAAGAGAAACAGAUGACAUAGGAAUUUAACUAUGCACAGCAGCUCAAGAGUCCCUGUUAGCACAGUUCUGUCAACCAUUAGCCAUAAAUUGCUGUUUGUAUCAAAGCGCAUGCUGCUUUUCUCGCACAGUGUCCCUUCUGCAGGGAAGUUGUGGUGUUUGCUAUUUAACAAGCCUAUGACGCUUGCUGUGUGGCAUUGUCCUCUUUGAAGGCUGCUUUGCAUUUUGUAUUUACACUACAGAUUGGUGAAUUUGCCAAUGUCUUCACUGUGAUUAUGUGUAUAUUGCUGUUUAAAUUUUGUAUAUGUGUAUAAAAAAAGCUUCACCUAGAGAUUAUUUCUGCAGAAAUGUAUUGUAAAAAUAAUUUUGUGGCACAUUUUCGUCACUUUUUUCAAAUGAAUCUUUUAUUUCUUUAUUUGGUCUCAAAUGUAGCAUUUCCGAAAACAAGACUAAAGAAAUCUUUGGACAUUUUUGCCAUGAGCAGCCAUUGCCAGUAUAACAUUUCUGUUUAAGAGGUCAGUUUUUUGAUAGGGGAAUGAGUGCCAUUUAUUCCUUCAGCAGCACAUGCCAAAUGUACUUAGUUUUAGUUAAAAGUAUUGGCCUUUUAAAUGGUUAAUUAUUUGGAUACAGAGUUGUAACAUGCCACAGAUAAUUUCUAUUUGAUAUGUGUUGGUUUUUUUUAAACAAACUAAACAUUUUUUUUUAUGUUUAAAAAAACCCUGUAGUAUUUUAGAUAGUGGUAAAAAUCAGCAAAUUAAAAAUGUACUUUUACAAAAAUGAGAUUUAAAUUCCUUUAAAUUGCCUUUGGCAUGCACCUAUCCUUCCUCCUCAGCCCUCUCUUUUCUUUUGGCUUAUGAAGAAUGUUCAGGCAUCUAUUGUUUCCUAAGCUACUAAAACUAAAAUUUAUGUUCUCCUCACUCAAAUACUAAUGAUUUGUUGGCAAUCACAAUUUAUCAACUCCAGCCAACUGGGGGUCACGGUUUGAAUUUUUAGUUAAGCUUUCAUAGUGUCUAAUUUUCGGUUUCUUAUGUAAUUAAAGAACUACAUUGAAUAGCAGGGAUUUGUUUUUCCUUUUCUUUCCUGCUGGGUUUUUCCUGGCAAAAUGUUCAUUGCAGGCAAUGAAUAUGAAACCACCAGCAUUGAGUUAAAUAGACAAUAUCUUUUACAUUGGGACCACUUUUUUUUUUUGGAUGACUAAGUAAUUUGUACAGGAAAGAUUUAGCCCAAAUGAGGAAAACUAAAGAAUGGAAUGGUAUAUUAAGGUUUGCAUUUUAUGUCUUGUUUUCUUUGCCUUUCCCUUCCUUAGGAAAUGUAUUGUCAACACCAACACUUCUUUCUUCAGUAUAUUUGGUGCUAUUAAAUAAAUAAUGCAGUCCCUAAGGUUUUUUGAAAACAGAAAAUGUUAUGGUUGUUUGACAAGUAAGAAGCUAUUGGUGCAUUUGAACAAAUGAAAUGAAUGUAGCUAUUAUUAUGUAGUAUGAGCAGAAUCUAAGACCAUGCAAGUAAUUGGAAGCCAUUUGAACUUGGUCAAAAUUUGUGAGAGGUUCUUCUUCUCCCCCUACUCCCAACCUUAGAGUAAAUGAAAAAUUUUUGAGUUCUAUGAAAUGAGAAAAAACACACAGGCAUGCUCCUCCACACUACCGUGUCAUAGUUUCUCUAACAGUAUCCAGGAUUUCAGGUUUUAUUUGAAUUUUCCCCCCUGUUCUAAUUCAACCACCAAAGAUAGAAAUUACAUAUGUAUAUACAAUGGGUGUGCGUGCAUAUACAAAAUCACAUCAUGGUAAAAAUAAAAGUGUACUACCUUUCCCUACCAAAUAGAAAUGUUUGGUCUGCUGUGAGAAAAACAUGUAGUGUCAAAAGCUCUAGAAUUACUACACAUACUUGAAUGCUAUGCUCACAUUUGGACAUUUUUUGAGUGCCAAUUUGCACAAGAUAAUAACUGAGUGAAUUAGAAAAUGUUUGUGGCAAACAACCACUAUUAAAUUCAAUAUUUUGAAAGGAUUUUAGUGUAAAUGUACAUAUUUCAGUGGUGAUAUCCAGAGGGAAGAUAGUAUAUAGAGUACUGUUUUGAUUUGUUUUAAUCCCAUUUACAAAUAAACCACAUUUUAGGAGUAAUGUGUCAUAAAUUUGAUUAGUUGUGGUUUUCUUUUUAAAAAGUAACAGCAAACACAAAGACUACGCUUGUUUUAUUUUUAUUUUUAUUUUUUGAUAUCACUAAGAAUUUUCAAAAGAAUUAUACUAAAUGGCACAGGUUCUCUCAGAAUAUAAAGAUUGUUGCAAAGGAAACAUUGCAUUACAUGAAUAAUUAAACUUUUUAGCAAUGGAGGAUGGAACCUGAGAAAGCCAUUGAUAAUGUCUGAUAUUAAAAAUAUGAAUCUCAAGGUGGGGCUACCAAAAUCUACAUGCUUGGAAAAUCUUGAAUGGUUUUCAUUUUGCAGAUUUUAAACUUUUUUAAAAAAUAUGUCUAUGGGAUUAUUUGAUUGAUUCCUUAUCUCCCCCCACCCCUUUUCUGUUUUAAUGUAGUGGUUUUAGCAGUAGAGAGAGGGAUUAGAGGGAUGGGAUGCUUAGACUUUUUUUUUUUUUAGUCUCUGUCUACUUAUCUCUAGACUAGGUUGAUAUUGUAUCAUAAACAUCAUCAAAUGGUUAUUUAGUGGCUUGGGCCAAAAAGAUUAGUAUAUUUUUCUUCCCAAGUUUUUCCAUUUCCAACAAGGUUCUCUACCCUUUCUUCCUAAUAAUAUUUGAACACUACAAGUGCUCACAGUGGAGUGGAAUGUAAAGUUUAGAUUUAUAUUACUACAGUGGUUGGUCAGAGGUUUCAUUAUUUGAUUCUUUAAAAAACACCUGCUGAAAUAUGUGUCUUUUUGAAGCAUGAGCUAAAAGUUAAAUAUUGGGGGGUUUUUUGUAACCCUGAGUAGAAAAUCUUUACACUUUUGUUCAACUUAACAUUUUUUUGACCUCAUUUCUAUUUUAACUGUACUUUUGAAGUUUAUACAGAAAGCUUUAAAAAUUAGCUUGUCCCCCUAAUUUUAUUUCUUACAACUGCUAAAAUACCUCUGUAAGCCUUAUCCUUUCAUAUGUUGUAUGAUAAAUGUAUAGAAUUCAUCCUCCAACUGAACUGUUGGUUGUCUGUAAGUGAGACCAAAAUGUGGGUUGAUUUUUGUCACAAAAUAAUUUCUACUGGAGGUUACUGCUUGUUAUACAGACAAACAGCUAACCUGUAACUGUGAAUGCUUUUAUGUCUUCAGUAUUUGCAUUACAUACAUGAGGUGUACAAGUCUUGUGAUUCACCGCUUAACUUGAAAUACUGUCAUGCCACCUAACAGGACUUCAGCAGGUUGGUUUUAGGUUUUAAUGGAGUUGAUGUAAAAUGGUAUUCCCACAAAUAAAAAGAAUUUGUGUUUGGUUUCAGAAA
Messenger RNA from Monodelphis domestica (gray short-tailed opossum), 6595 nucleotides. The record is from RefSeq and is a predicted model, not a curated record. NCBI's taxonomy places the organism in Eukaryota, Metazoa, Chordata, Mammalia, Didelphimorphia, Didelphidae.